Molecule: messenger RNA, 713 nt
Organism: Helobdella robusta
Lineage: Eukaryota; Metazoa; Annelida; Clitellata; Rhynchobdellida; Glossiphoniidae
Exons: 5
Biological process (GO): negative regulation of DNA-templated transcription
Cellular component (GO): SWI/SNF complex
Molecular function (GO): nucleosomal DNA binding; nuclear receptor binding
Source: RefSeq, a predicted model, not a curated record
AUGCAGUUGUUUAUGACACAUAGCGGCGUGGCAAAUAGAGCGGAGGCGCGUUGGCUUUCCUGCCGGACAUCCUACCGAAGACCUUACUUUUGCACGGUGAUGGAUGAAAGUUCAAUCAAGCUGGAAUCAUUAGAUCGAAAUGGUUCUAGUGAAGUUCUUGAUACAUCUCAAAUCAUUGAUACUUCUCAAAGUAAUGGCAUGUUAUCCCAAAUUUCAACAUCUGGAGUUCAACUUGUGCCAAGCACUCAGGGGACACCAGUUUCUUUGCCGUGGGUUGUACCUCCGUAUCAAAUGAUGCUCCUACCACCUGGAGUGUCAUCUAACUUGUUCAACAAUGGUAAUGUGCUGACACUGCAGGAUGGCCAUGUUCUGGUUACUCCAUAUUCAGACUCAGGACAAAUAAAUGAAGCUACUGUUCAACUUCUCCAACAACAGCAGCAACAAAAUCAAGCCACAUCUCUAAUGACUCAGAAAUUAGAAUCAGAAUUAAUUCAUCAACAACAAUUAUCUGUUACUGAAUCUCAAGUUCAUAACACUCAACCACAAACACCUAAUCAAAAAACUGAAAAACCCAAACUACCAAAAAAGCCAUUAAACACUUAUAUGAUGUUCAGUAAAGCGAUUUGGCCUCAAGUGAAAGCAGCCAAUUCUCAUUUGAGUUCAGUGACAGAGAUUGGUGCCAUUGUGGGAGCAAUCUGGAGGGAGCUUGAUGC